Messenger RNA from Aspergillus brunneoviolaceus CBS 621.78, 1398 nucleotides. RefSeq names its product putative 3-ketoacyl-CoA ketothiolase (Kat1) (gene kat1). Gene Ontology annotation, cellular component: peroxisome. Lineage: Eukaryota; Fungi; Ascomycota; Eurotiomycetes; Eurotiales; Aspergillaceae. Gene Ontology annotation, molecular function: acetyl-CoA C-acyltransferase activity. The transcript is spliced from 4 exons. The coding region runs from base 88 to 1347 and encodes 419 amino acids. Gene Ontology annotation, biological process: fatty acid beta-oxidation; phenylacetate catabolic process. The record is from RefSeq and is a predicted model, not a curated record.
CCUCCUUUGCUUUCUUUCUUUCCUCUUCUCAUCAGCCUUUUUUACUCAGUCAUUUGAACUCAUAACAGAAUUAGAAAUACAACAAUCAUGGCAGCAGACCGUCUGAACAACAUCCUCAGCCACCUGAAACCGUCCGGAAUCAGCGGACUUUCAGCCAUCACCGAGAAGAACCCCGACGAUGUGGUCAUCACUCUCGCGCUCCGGACGCCGCUGACCAAGGCCGUCAAGGGCAGUUUCAAGGACACCGAGCUGGACUACCUGAUCUACGCCUUGCUGAAGGAGGUGCUUGCCAAAUCGAAGAUCGAUCCCAGUCUGAUCGAGGAUGUCUGCUUGGGGAAUGUCAACGACGGCAAAGCGGCCUACCUCGUGCGCGCGGCCUCGCUGGCCGCCGGGAUCCCGCACACGGCGGGGGCUUCCUCGGUGAACCGGUUCUGCUCGUCGGGGCUGAAAGCGGUGCAGGACAUCGCGAACCAGAUCCGGCUUGGGGCGAUCGACGUCGGGGUGGCGGUGGGGGCGGAGCUGAUGUCGGCGCCGAGCGGGGACCGGAUCCCCAAGCCGUUCCACGCGGAGGUCAUGCGGCACCCGGAGGCGGCCGACUGCAUGCAGCCGAUGGGCCAGACGUCGGAGAACGUCGGGGCGGACUUUGACAUCUCGCGCGAGGAGCAGGACGCGUACGCGGCGGAGUCGUUCCGGCGGGCCGAGGCGGCGCAGAAGGCCGGGUGGUUCGACGAGGAGGUCGUCCCCAUCACGACGCAGGUCAAGGACCCCAAGACCGGGGAGGUCAAGACGGUGACUGUGACGCGGGACGAAGGCGUGCGCUACGGCACGACCAAGGAGAGCCUGGCCAAGAUCCGGCCGGCGUUCCCGCAGUUCGGGGAUCGGAGCACCGGCGGCAACUCGAGCCAGGUGACGGAUGGCGCGGCGGCGGUGCUGCUGAUGCGCCGGUCCAAGGCGAUAGAGCUGAACCAGCCCAUCCUAGCCAAGUUCUGCGGCGCCACGGUGGCCGGCGUGCCGCCCAGGGUGAUGGGGAUCGGGCCGACGGCGGCGAUCCCCAAGCUGCUGGCGCAGUUCGGGCUGGCCAAGGAGGAGGUCGAGCUGUAUGAGAUCAACGAGGCGUUCGCGUCGAUGGCCGUCUACUGUCUCCGGAAUCUGGGGCUGGAGCACGAGAAGGUCAACCCCCGGGGCGGCGCGAUUGCGCUGGGCCACCCGCUCGGGGCGACGGGCGCGAGACAGAUCUGUACGAUUCUGAGCGAGGCGCGUCGCACGAAGAAAAGGGUCUUGGUGACGAGCAUGUGCAUUGGGACGGGCCAGGGGAUGGCGGGGUUGUUUGUCAAUGAACAGGUUUGAAUUUGAAUUUGAUUAUGGAGUCGUUACAUCGUGAGAAUUUAGUGAAUCUGG